Messenger RNA from Zophobas morio, 828 nucleotides. It is a transcript of the gene Taf12, whose product is annotated as transcription initiation factor TFIID subunit 12. Gene Ontology annotation, cellular component: SLIK (SAGA-like) complex; transcription factor TFIID complex; SAGA complex. The record is from RefSeq and is a predicted model, not a curated record. The coding region runs from base 110 to 715 and encodes 201 amino acids. The transcript has a single exon. Lineage: Eukaryota; Metazoa; Arthropoda; Insecta; Coleoptera; Tenebrionidae. Gene Ontology annotation, molecular function: DNA binding; protein heterodimerization activity; TBP-class protein binding. Gene Ontology annotation, biological process: RNA polymerase II preinitiation complex assembly; DNA-templated transcription initiation.
GUGCAUUUUCUCCUGAUGAGUCAUUUGACAGUUGUCGUUUUUUGUAAUUUGUUCUCAAACUGGUUAAACAUAACCUUGUUGUGGUUUUUGAUGUGUUAUUUUAAAGAGAAUGUCUGUGCCAAACAUGUCUAAUAAUCUGAUUCAGCCACAGAAUAUCGUAAUUAACCAAGUUCCAAUACCUCACGCAAUCAUGACCAACGUUAACGCAAACAAUGGGAUUCCUCUGACUGCGUUAACGCACGCCCCAUCAACAGUCGAUCAGUCAAACGACAUCAAAACGGGCAUAGUUGUAGAAACAAUUCCAAUGGCAGGGGCUAAUCUCGUUGGAGUACAAACAGUUCCUACGCCUGUAAAAUCGAUGCAGUCCAGCUCGGCUCUUAGUGAACAAGCCCAAAUCCUGACUAAACAGAGGCUGCAAGAUUUAGUUCGAGAUACGGAUGCUACGCUCAAUCUUGAAGACGAAGUUGAAGAAAUCAUCUUAAAUUAUGUAGACGAGUUCGUUGAUCGUUGUUUAAAUGGAGCUGCUUUGAUCGCGAAGAAUCGACAUGUGAAUACCAUAGAAGUGAAGGAUGUGCAACAAUUCCUUAACAGGAACUACAACAUGUGGACCCCUGGCUUUGGCACGGAUGAAUUGAGACCAUACAAGAGAAGUUUGACGACGGAAGCACAUAAACAACGACUAGCGCUUAUCAGAAAGACAUUGAAAAAGUAUUAGGAGUAAGGGUUUUGUUAAUACAAAGUACAACUAUGUAUUUAUUGCUAUAUUUAAAAUAAUAUAGGUAUAAUAUAAAUAUAUUUUCAAGUAGCAAAAUACAGCCAUCAAAAGUA